AUGCUUAAAUAGAGUAGAUCAAAAGAACAAUCUCUUGGUAAAUUGGUAUUUUUAUAUACAUAAUAUUCAGAUGAAGAUAUAUGUUGCAUAAAUGCUACUCAAUUCAGGUGUUAGUAGUUGUCAAGAAUAAGGAAUCAAUCUUCUGGCUGAAUUUUUGAUAAAGGGUAAUAUUAAUUAACUAUAAAAAAGUGAUACGUAAAGUGGGUUCCAAUUCUAGAAGAUUGUAUGAAUUACAAGGUAGAUAAGAAGGAGAUAUUUUUCAUGUAUUAAUGGCACUUGAUUAAUUGAGUGUAACAUGUACAUCUUUGUUACAGCAUUUCAAAAAGAAUAACAAUAAUAGUGAUUUAUCACUUAAUAGAUUACUUACUUAAGUUAUGGAGUCAAUAUACAAAGAGAAAUAUAAUUCAUAAGAAAUUGAUGAACAAAAUAAUUUAAGGCAAAGAUGUUAAUUAUCAAUUUAAUCAUUGAAUCAACCUUCAACUAAUACAUGUUCCUUAAAUACAUUAUUAUAUGCUCCAGUUAUUUUUAAGAAUGAAAAAGUAUAGAAAUAAAGGAAGGAGUUGACUGAGAAAUAAUUGAAAGAGGAAAAGAGAAAAUAUUAAUAUCAAUUAGAUGAAGAUUAAUUUUCAAAAUUAUUGGGAAAAAAUAAAUAAAAAGAGCGCAAAUAAGAACUUGACUUAAAUCCAUAUAAUGCUCCUCUCAAACGCAAAUAAGCUAUAAAAGCAUUAGAUUAAAUGUUAUGAA
Paramecium pentaurelia is the source of this 744-nucleotide messenger RNA. NCBI's taxonomy places the organism in Eukaryota, Ciliophora, Oligohymenophorea, Peniculida, Parameciidae. The record is from the annotation of a GenBank genome assembly.